AUGAGCCUCUCAAUAGACCAUCCUUGCAUUGCCUGGAGUGGCCUCAGCAGAAUGGUGUUCUUUGCUGAAGCCAUCGUCUCUAAAGGGAACAUCUGUUCUAUUGGAGAACAGUACAAUCUGGCCUUCAAGAUUGUGCACACGGCGAGCCGGCUGGUGCUUGGCAUGCUGACCAAUCAUGGAUUCCAUGAGAUCCAUCCAAACAGUAAUGACUUCAACCUCAUGUGGACGGGGUCUCGCCUCAAGCCUUACCUCCUAUGUAGCCUUCACGACUUCCAGAAGGUCAACCACUUCCCUAGGUCAUAUGAACUGAUGCGCAAAGACCGGCUGUAUAAAAACAUCCAGCGGAUGCAGCAGGCUCACGGCGUUAAAAACGUCCACAUCGUCCCUCAGACCUUUGUGCUUCCCUCAGAGUACCAGGUGUUCUGCAGUUAUUUCAUCAAGGACAAGGGCCCUUGGAUCAUUAAGGCAGUAGCAUCUUCAAGAGGACGAGGGAUCUACUUGGUCAGCAAUCCCAACCAGAUUCCAAUGGAUGAGAACAUCUUAGUGUCUCGCUAUAUCAAUAACCUGUUACUGAUUGACGACUUCAAGUUUGAUGUGCGGUUGUAUGUGCUGGUGACAUCGUAUGAUCCACUCACUAUCUAUCUCUAUGAGGAGGGCCUAGCCAGCCCUCUCUGUCGGCGUCAUUUUAACUUGGCUGCUCUCACUUACUACAGCGUGAACAAGAAGAGCAGCGACUAUCUCAGUUGCAAUGACCCUGAAGUGGAGGAUUACGGGAACAAAUGGAGCAUGAGUGUAAUGCUCCGGUAUUUGAAGCAGGAGGGAAAGGACACCACAUUGCUGAUGAGUCAGGUGGAGGACCUGGUGAUCAAGGCUGUUCCGAGUGCUGAGCUGCAGAUAGCCACUGCCUGCAAAAUGUUUGUGCCCCAUAGUAACAACUGCUUCGAACUGUACGGCUUUGAUGUGCUCAUCGACUCCAACCUCAAACCAUUGCUCCUGGAGGUCAACCUCUCUCCUUCUCUGGCCUGCGAUGCUCCUCUGGAUCUGAAGAUAAAGGCCAUCAUGAUAUCAGACAUGUUUUCUCUUGUGGGUUUUGUUUGUCAGGACCCCCUGCUACAACAAUCCCGCUCUGAACGGGUGACUCUGGACCCAGGCCUGAAGUACCAAGCCCACAAAGCACAGCUGAGCCCUUUUUGCCUUCAUGGAAAAAUCAUUCUCAUGAAAAACAACUGCUAA
Molecule: messenger RNA, 1233 nt
Organism: Coregonus clupeaformis (lake whitefish)
Lineage: Eukaryota; Metazoa; Chordata; Actinopteri; Salmoniformes; Salmonidae
Product: tubulin polyglutamylase TTLL5
Biological process (GO): protein polyglutamylation; microtubule cytoskeleton organization
Cellular component (GO): cilium
Molecular function (GO): tubulin binding; tubulin-glutamic acid ligase activity
Source: RefSeq, a predicted model, not a curated record